AUGGCACAAACAAAAUUAUUUUACUCUCCAAACUAUAUUAGACCAAUUAUCCCAUGUCAAUUGGCGCAGUACUUCAAAUUGAAUUACGAAUGUGUCGACGUUACCAACGGGGACCACACCUUCAUCUGUGAUUUCCCACAGAAACUGGCCCCCGCUUUAGAGACUCCAGACGGGUUCAAAUUGUCAGAGGCGAUUGCUAUCAACAACUACAUUAUCAAGUCUUCGAAGAACGAUGCCGAAAUCAAAAAGUUGUUGGGCACCGGCGACCACAAGUUGGAAUCACAGAUCCUGAUGUGGGAAUCCCUGGCAGUGAGUGAUUUCUUGAACAGUGAGAUUGCCUACAUUGGCCCAUACAUUGGUCUCGGGAAGUACGAUGCAGAGGCUGCACCAGAGUUGAAGAAGAAGCUCUGUGUCAUCCUCCACAUCUACGAAAAACAAUUAAGUGAAAACAGGUUCUUGUGUGGUGGUGACCACGUCACUUUGGCCGAUUUGCAAACAGCAGGCUGUUUCUUCCUUGGCUUCAACUUCUUCUUUGACGAGGCGUGGAGAACCGAGUACCGCCACAUCACGAAGUGGUACAAGGAGGUCACGGCGACGCCAUACGUCUCCGCCUUUUUCAAGGACAAGAAGUUUGUUGAUGUCACACCUCAGCCACCAAAAUAA
Huiozyma naganishii CBS 8797 is the source of this 663-nucleotide messenger RNA. RefSeq lists its product as uncharacterized. The transcript has a single exon. Lineage: Eukaryota; Fungi; Ascomycota; Saccharomycetes; Saccharomycetales; Saccharomycetaceae. The record is from RefSeq and is a predicted model, not a curated record. Gene Ontology annotation, biological process: translational elongation. Bases 1 to 663 code for a protein of 220 amino acids. Gene Ontology annotation, cellular component: cytoplasm; nucleus.